This is a messenger RNA of Gastrolobium bilobum, 1428 nucleotides long. RefSeq lists its product as uncharacterized. The record is from RefSeq and is a predicted model, not a curated record. The transcript has 6 exons. Bases 1 to 1428 code for a protein of 475 amino acids. NCBI's taxonomy places the organism in Eukaryota, Viridiplantae, Streptophyta, Magnoliopsida, Fabales, Fabaceae.
AUGACGAGAUGGAUUUUCUUCUCUAUCAUCAUCCUUAUUAUAUUUGUUGCAAGCACCUUCAUCCUGGACCUGGAAACUGGCCUUUCCAAAAUAACAAACUCUAGUCUUCUCAAGACAAUCAUAGUCUUCAAUAAGCAACAACCUCAAUUCGCUUUGAACUGCAGCAAUGGAAACUCAAGACCAACCUGUUCAUCAUACUAUCCAACAAAAUUUGAGCCUAAUGAUGAUUCAUCAGCUACCUCAUGUCCAGAGUACUUUAGAUGGAUCCAUGAAGAUCUUAAACCAUGGGAGAGAACAGGAAUCACAAGGGAUAUGUUGAAAAGAGGCAAAAAUAUUUCACAUUUUAAGCUUGUGGUUGUGAAUGGAAAAGCUUAUGUAGAAAAGUAUGCAAAAUCAUUUCAGACAAGGGAUGUGUUCACAAUAUGGGGAAUUUUGCAGCUUCUAAGGUUAUACCCUGGAGAGAUACCAGAUUUGGAGCUAAUGUUUCAGUGUGGUGAUAAGACUGUGGUUGACAAAAGAAUUUUCCAAGGACCAGAAGCUAUGUCAAUUCCUCCUGUGUUCCAUUACUGUGGUGAUGAAAAUUCAUAUGACAUUGUCUUCCCUGAUUGGACCUUCUGGGGUUGGGCUGAGCUCAAUAUAAGACCAUGGGAAACAACAUUACAGAAUAUACAAGAAGGCAACAAGAUAGUCAAAUGGAAAGAUAGGAUACCCUAUGCUUUUUGGAAGGGUAACCCAACAGUAUCUUAUAUUAGGAAAGAACUUGUCAAGUGCAAUGCCUCAGAAGAACAUGAUUGGAAUGCCAGAAUAUAUGACAUACAAUGGCAACAGGAGAAAGCCAAAAAUUUCCAGAACACAAAACUAGAAAAUCAAUGUACCUACAGGUACAAGAUUUAUGCAGAAGGAGCCACAUGGUCUGUGAGUGAAAAAUACAUAAUAGCAUGUGACUCCAUGACUAUGUUCAUAGAGCCAAGGUAUUAUGACUUCUUCACAAGAAACAUGGUACCUUUGAAGCACUACUGGCCUAUCAGUACCAAAAAUAUGUGUGAAGAGAUAAAGUUUGCAGUGGAUUGGGGCAAUGCUCACCUUGAGAAUGCACAGGCAAUUGGCAAAGGAGGAACUGACUAUAUCAUAGAGAAUUUAAAGAUGAAGUUUGUGUAUGAUUAUAUGUUUCAUCUAUUAAGUAGGUAUGCAAGUCUUUUGAGAUUCAAACCAACCAUACCAAAAGGAGCCAUUGAGAUUUGUUCUGAAAGCAUGACAUGUUCCUUGCGUGGUGUAAGGAAGCAUUAUAUGAUUGAGUCAAUGGUGAAUUCACCAAGUGAUACACCUCCAUGUACAAUGCCUCCUCCUUAUACAACUGAAACUCUCCAAGAUUUUCUACAAGAAAAGGAGAAUCUAAUUGGGAAAGUGAAGACAAGAGCAAUGAAUUAA